Effrenium voratum is the source of this 5100-nucleotide messenger RNA. The record is from the annotation of a GenBank genome assembly. NCBI's taxonomy places the organism in Eukaryota, Dinophyceae, Suessiales, Symbiodiniaceae.
AUGCUCGCGCCUCUCAAAGCCAGGACUCAGAUCGGGGGCCUGGUAUUUGGCAAGGAUGAGGAGCCGAUGCCUCGGGCGCCGCCGGCGCCCGAGUCCUUGGUCUUCCCGAAGCCCUUGCCGUGGCUGGAGCCCGCAGGUGACCUCACCAUGUCGCCCAAACAUGCGGUGCAGAUGGAUGUGGAGAAUAGACCAAUGGCUCGGAUCGAUGCGUUGGAGCGGCGCUUGGAGGGCCGAGACUCGCAGGCGGUCAGGAAGCUUGAGGACGAUGUUCAGCUCCUGCGCAAGGUUUUUGAAGAGCAAAACAUGGUGGAGUCGCAUCGGCUGAAGAUGCUGGAGACGCAGUCUCAGCAGUCGCAGCUGCAGGAGGCGAUGCUGAGGGAGCAGGUCAUGGCUCUGCAGGCAGAGCUCCGGGACUUCAGCGGUCGCAGCCUGCGGCAGCUGGCCGGGCACGCGGAGGUGGAGGGCCAGGUGGCGCAGGUCCUGGCACACCAGCGGAACUCCGCGGAGGAGUGGCGACAGGCGAUGAGGCAGAAAGAUGCCCAGGUGCAAGCGGAGCUGGAGAUGCUGAGCGGUUCAGUGGAGGAUCUGCGGGAGAAGCUGCUUGCCACCCAGGGCGAGCUGCGGGUGCGUUUGACUGCCCUGGAGAUCCCCAUGCGCUCCAGCGACGGCGGCACCGGCGGGGUGGAUGGUGGCUACCUGGCGCAGUCGGUGGAGUUCCUGCAGCAACACAUGGACAAGCUGCAGCAAGGCUCGAUCCAGGCCGGCGCGGCGCUCUCGGAGCUGCACGCGCGGCUGGAAGGGGAGAGCGCCGCACGCGCUGCAGCGCAACAAGAGCACGGUUCACGACUAGAGGCUCUGAAUCAGGCCUUGGGAUUCUCCCGUGCCUUGAUGACCCAGUCCAUCGGCCAGCGCGUGGAGGCGCUCGAGGAGCGACUGGGAGUCGAGCGGAAGGAGCUCUUUGCAAGACAUCUGCGGCUGCGCGAUGAAGUUUCCAACGAGGGCCAGGAGGGAUCGGCACGGCUACAAGGCCUAUCUGAGAGGGUGUCCAGCGCGCUGGACGCUUUGGAGCAGCGCUGCGCGAGCGUGGAGAAGGGCCACACGGAGCUGGACGCAAGGGUGGCGGACGCGGCGAGGAUCUACAGAUCUGAGGGCGGCAUGAUCAAGACCGCGUUGUCAGCCAUGUCCAGAAGGUCUGAGGAGGUGUCAGCUCGUCAGUCGGAGGCCUUCAAGGGCUUCAAGGCCGAGGUUGAGGCGACUCUACGGCAGCUCGGUGAAACCCUGGACGCGGAGCGCCGGACGCGGCUGCAGGAUGAGAAGCGCAUCGAAGAGGAAGUCACCGAGGCGGCUCGGAGGGCCAUCGGUACGGAAGUGGCAGCACUGCAGAAUGCAUUCAAGAAGCAGGCGGAGACGGUGGUGAUCGAGCUGGAUCGCAUCCGCAAGGUCAACGCGGAUCGCGCCGACCGCCUGUCGCGGUACGUGGAUGCGGCCCUGAGUGAUGCCGGAGUUCACCCGGGCUCGGCCCGCGAGUCCGCUGCAGAUGGGCGGCUGCUACGGGACCUCAAGGAGCAGGUUGCGAACCUCCAGAAGGGUUUUGCGCAGCAGGUGCAGGCCUGGGAGCACAAGACCUCCGAAGUGGCGGAGGAGUUGCGGGGCAAGUUGAUGCGGGCAGCCGAUGUGCAGGAAGACGAGGGAAAGGCUCUUCGCCGGGAGGCUGAGAAGGCCGCCAGAGACGUCGAGCGCCGCUUCCUCUCUCGCCAGGAGGAGCUUGAAAAUCGGUUUGAGAACUACGUGCGCCACUUUGACAAUGCGAUCAACUCGAUCCAGGCGGCGGUGCUGAGACCCUGGCAGAGUGAGCUCGGUGCGUCGCCGCGACGCGGCGCUCACUCCAAGGAGCCCCCCAGCCCAGCUGACCCGGGGGGAGGGGGCGGCCCCAGCGACCCGGGCAGCCCAGGUGGCCCAGCCGAGCCCAGCCCUCCAGUGAGACACGCAGAUCGACCCACAACUCGGGGCUUGCCAGAGGAUGGGGCCGGACAAGCCCGAGACCCUGUUACUGAGCAGGUGCUGGCGAGUCUUUGGCGCCACGCGGCCAUGCAAAACCCGGACCCGACGGAUCGGCUCUUCGGGCGGCCUUCACCUUCGUCGUUGGAGCCGCUGCCCCGCUGGCACGCCUGCGAGAAGCAACGGCUCCUCCGGGAGGCGAGCAAGCGUGCUGCCAGACAGCAACUGCUGCAGUCAUUUUCUGCCAGGCUGUGCCGGACUCCCAGCCAGAGCCGCAGUGCUGCGAACUUGAGUACCUGUGCAUGUCCCCUCACGGACUGGUGGCAGCCUGGAAAGCUGCGAAGGGGCAAGCCGAGGGGGGUAGUCCCUGUGGCAGCCUCUCGGUGUCGAGCUUGCAGCGCCUGCACCCUUGGGUGGUCCACGUGGAAGGAAGGUCCAGACACAAGGCCUACUAGCGAGUGGGUGCCCAUGUCCCUCACGGAGUCCACAGAGCACGAGUCCCAGGAGACUGAAGAACCCAGCAGUGAGAUCCCGAUACCAGUGCCGGCCGCGCCGGUACGAGAGGCCGUUUGUGCUCUGGCGCUGAGCACGCGGCGUCGAGGUCCGGAGGCGGAAAGGCAGCCGCAGCACGCGGAGACGAAGGAGCCGGUGGGCAUCGCGCCGAGGCCGUACCUCAGAACCAGCCCCUCCGGUCUUAGCGGUUCGGGCGUGGACACCCUGGAGCUCACGGAGACCUCGAACACCUGGACCUCCAGCUUCGAGCGCGCCCAGUCCGGGGGAUUUGAGACGGUCUUCGAGGAGGCCGCCGAAGAGGUCGAGGCCGCGGAAGCCUCCGCGGAGCCUGCGGAGCUCGACAAGGGUGACGAGGCGGAGCAGUCCCAGGACAUCGACCCGCUGAGGCUGCCUAUCUUCCUCGCCUGCGCGCGGAAGGUGCAGAGGGUGUGGCGCUGGCAAAGCAAGAGCAAGAAGCUCUCCGGCAUCGCACUCGAGGAGCCGACGGACGACAUCCCAGGCGAAGAGAAGCCUGUCACCCCCGUCACCGUCGCUGUCACGCAGCCGGAUCUAACUGUGCUGGAGGGAUCGACUUCCAACGGCAAGGUGGCUUCUGAGGAUGCGGACCGGGGCGAAGGGCGAGUGAGCGAUCAGGAACACGUCGAGGAUGAGGUCAAGCAAACUUGCAGCGAAGGAGCAUUGCAAUCAAUCCUCGAGAGUGCAAUAGAAUCCAAAGCAGGUUCAAAGGAGCACAGCUCGAGUCCACGUCAGAAGCUUGACUGCAAGCCUGCAGAAAAUGAUCCCCUGCCAAAGAGCGGGGGGUCUGCAGAUGUUGGUAGCUCGCAUGCGGACCCCAGCGACAGAGAAGGCCAACAUGGCGAUGACCAUGAUGCGCAGGCUACAUUGAAGCCAGAUGAGGAGGCCAGCAAAGCAUUAGCAGAGCAUGCGGUUGAUGGUUUGUCAUCGGGCAAGGCAGAUUCUGAAGACCAAUAUACAGAGGAGGAGCAGAACGAAGACGCGGAGCGGCUGUCUGCCGCAGCCCACGAAGCGGGCAGCCCACAUUCAAAGAGUGCGGUAUCUGCAGAUGUUGGUAGCUCGCAUGCGGACCCCAGCGACAGAGAAGGCCAACAUGGCGUUGACCUUGAUGCGCAGGCUACAUUGAAGCCAGAUGAGGAGGCCAGCAAAGCAUUAGCAGAGCAUGCGGUUGAUGGUUUGUCAUCGGGCAAGGCAGAUUCUGAAGACCAAUAUACAGAGGAGGAGCAGAACGAAGACGCGGAGCGGCUGUCUGCCGCAGCCCAUGAAGCGGGCAGCCCACAUUCAAAGAGUGCGGUAUCUGCAGAUGUUGGUAGCUCGCAUGCAGACCCCAGCGAAAGAGAAGGCCAGCAUGGCGAUGACCAUGAUGCGCAGGCUACAUUGAAGCCAGAUGAGGAGGCCAGCAAAGCAUUAGCAGAGCAUGCGGUUGAUGGUUUGUCAUCGGGCAAGGCAGAUUCUGAAGACCAAUAUACAGACGAGGAGCAGAACGAAGACGCGGAGCGGCUGUCUGCCGCAGCCCACGAAGCGGGCAGCCCACAUUCAAAGAGUGCGGUAUCUGCAGAUGUUGGUAGCUCGCAUGCGGACCCCAGCGACAGAGAAGGCCAACAUGGCGUUGACCUUGAUGCGCAGGCUACAUUGAAGCCAGAUGAGGAGGCCAGCAAAGCAUUAGCAGAGCAUGCGGUUGAUGGUUUGUCAUCGGGCAAGGCAGAUUCUGAAGACCAAUAUACAGACGAGGAGCAGAACGAAGACGCGGAGCGGCUGUCUGCCGCAGCCCACGAAGCGGGCAGCCCACAUUCAAAGAGUGCGGUAUCUGCAGAUGUUGGUAGCUCGCAUGCAGACCCCAGCGACAGGGAAGGCCAACAUGGCGUUGACCAUGAUGCGCAGGCUACAUCGAAGCCAGAUGAGGAGGCCAGCAAAGCAUUAGCAGAGCAUGUGGUUGAUGGUUUGUCAUCAGGCAAGGCAGAUUCUGAAGACGAACAGUAUACUGAGGAGGAGCAGAGCGAGGAUGCCGAAAGGCCGAACACAUUUGGUGGCCUCCAAGCACCUGGGGAUGGCUCGCGUUCGUUGACUGGGAGCGACCGAGACAGUGAUGCCAAUCAAGCGCAAGAGGAUUUUCAGCACCACACCGGCGCAGCAACGCUGUUGCCACCAACUGUUGCAUUUGUUGGCUGUGAGGAAUCAUCCCCGGCCGCUUCAGUGGAUGCCCUGCAGGAGUACAAAGACAGCCUUUGGCCUGGCUCAGAUGCUCAAAGAUCAAGCAUGGACUCCGCCGCGUAUUCCGGCGAGGAUUGCUUCCUGGAGCUCCUGGAGGGGUCUCCGAAACCGCCAGCCGCUUCCGCCGCGGAGGAAAGUGUCCGGGAAGACGUGUUCGGCGACCACUCGGCGUCGUGUUCCUCGGAAAGGGACAGCCUGGCGGACGAGCAUUCUGGGCUGUGGUCUGCCAAACAGGCCUCCAGUGAACUCCGAGAGAAUUCACUGGGGCAGUUGAAAGAAUCGGAGCUGAACGAGGACGAAUACUCUGGAGACUGGUCUGCAAGCGAAGGUAAUUCGGAGAGGACAGAUCCUGAAGGGAUGUGA